AUGUUGUAUUUGGUCAUUGGCGGCUCUUGGCUCACGUCGCCCAGGCCCUCCCGGAUCAUUAACAUUCGAACUCCGUUGCGGCCCUGCUCCAAGCAACGUAGCAAGGAGUUUCAGGAUGACAUUCGAUGUGCUUUGGAAGAGAAGUCGGCGGAGCUGCUUAGGGUGGCUUUUCAGCGUCGACACGCCUGCCCAAGGGAUCAUGCCUUGCACGAGGCAGUCCGACAGGCCAUCCAAGCGGGAAAGGUUUUAGCUGUCAGCUAUGGUCCGGAGCGCUUGCAACAGGGUGACCUGCUUACACCAGGGUCAACUCCCCGCGGCAUCGUUAUGUUAAUCCAUGGUGGCUUUUGGAAAGCAGGUUUCGAUCGCAGCUUGAUGGUCAAGAUAGCGGAUGACCUGGUCUCGAAGAACUUUUGCGUGUGGAAUGUCGACUAUCGAUCGGUGGGUUCUGGUGGCGGCUUCCCCGAGACCUUCCGGGACCUCCACCUGGCCCUGCAGUGGCUCCGCACUCCGCAGGCCGCAGAGCUCAUUGGGGCGCCAGCGCCGUUGGCGCUGCUGGGCCACUCAGCAGGGGGGCACCUGGCUACCUGGCUGGGUUUGCAGCAGGGGCUGGAGAAGCCCAUGUUUUCCAAGGAGGUUCCUCCUGCUUCGCUGGUCAUCUCUCAAGCAGGUGUGGUUGAUCUGGUGUCAGCCUAUGAAGCGAAUCUGGGACAAGGCGCGGUGCGAGAUUUCCUGGGUUCCUCUGUUCCCUCGACAUCUUCCCAGCUGCUGGCAGCCUCCAAGGGCGCUUUUCAGGAUCUGUUACUGGGCCCCACGCAGGACGCGGCGGAGCGCUUUGCGGCGGCAGAUCCGACGCAACUGCUCGGGCAAGUGGGGAAGAUGGCCAAGCUUCCAACCUUUGUGCUGGUGCAUGGGCAGCAGGACAUGAUCGUGCCGCUGGAGCAAAGCUCCAACUUUCACAAGGCCUUUGUCAAAGCUCUGCCGGAUGCUCCGAGAUGCAUUUUGAAGGACGUACCGGGAGAGGCACAUUUUGAGCAUCUGCGACCUGAUUCACAGCUUUGGUUGGCUGCAGUGGCGGAAGCCAAUGAUCGCUGUUUGGCCUUCGACACGGGCGAGUUCCCCUUGCAACUGGCCUUGUCAACCAACAUGCUGCGGUCUCCUGAGCGUGUGCAGAUGGUGGAGAUGCUUCUGCAAGCGCGGGCAGAUGUUGGACAGCGUCGCAACGACCCGGAGGGCCAUACCCCGUUGCAUGAUGGCGUUCGUCGAGGGGAUCCAGGUGUUGUCUUACUCCUUCUGAAGCAUAGGGCUGACCCCAACGCCACCAACGCCUUUGGCGAGGCUGCCUUAGAGCUGGCGAUGCGAGGAAGUUUCUACACCGAUGUCAACGAGUCGUUCACCCUUGUGGAGGAGGGUGCUGGUGAGGGGGCUGGGCUGACUGCAAGGUUUUUGGGUGAACUUGUUUGGAAUCCACGGUUCGUAAAUGAAGGCUACUUCAAAGUGGUAGGCCAAGUGGCUGAGCAUGACGUGGCGCGGCAGACGCCGCGCCAUGCCACCACGAAGACAGUGGUCAUUUCUGGCGUGGUAGCAGCUGGUGUCGUGGCCGGUGUGGCAUAUCGAAGGAGGCUGAAGAAACGAAACUUUUUGGAGCGCUUGAAGCUUCCACUGCAGCCAUCGCUGAAGCAGGUUAUCGGAGUUUUACAUCGAGUAGAUCCGGCUCUGGGGAACCUCGCGGAGACGGUUUCGGAGGUGUGGGGCGUGCUUCAGACCGAGCUCGCCGAGCGUCGCGAUCUCGGCGAUCUCGGGGACGCCAGUCCCUCCUCGCCCCGCGGCGUGGCGCGGACGGGAACGCUGCUGCUGCAUCUCUUUGCGGUGGGGCGCUUGAAGCUGUCCCAAGGUGCCGGCUUCAACCUCCCCGCGACCUCCGUGCCGCUGAUCUCGGACCUGGCGCUGCUGUCUGAGGCGCAGACGCUGACGAAGUUCGCGGUCGCGUCCUAUGGGGCGAACGUCCUGGCGCUGGUGGGCCUUCUCCAAUUUCGUGAUGCCUGGCCACCGGCCGGGCUUGACCGAGAUAAGGCGGCAGCGGCCAGGUAUUUGCAGCAACAGGUCCCAACCAAGACCUCAGUCCUGGCUUGUGGCACAAAGAUGCCGAGAAGACAGGAGGAGGACACCAAUAAGCUGGACAGUUUUAAGCCAUGGUGGGUCCUGCUGGAACACCAAGAUGAGUUGGUCCUCUCCAUCCGUGGUUCCGCCAACAUCGACGACAUCGCCACCGACUUGGCCUGUUCCACCUGCGAAUUUCUGCACGGCUACGCCCACGAAGGGAUGGCCUUGGCGGUGCAGGCCGUAUGGGAGGAGGCCGCAGCGGAGGUGCAGAAAGCCAUCCGUGGCCGUGACUACCGGCGCUUUGUGGUUUGUGGCCAUAGCCUGGGAGGCUCUGUGAGCCUCCUCCUGGGAAUGAAGUUGCGGGCCGAGUCCUCUUUGCCUCUGGAGGUGCACGCCUUCGCGGCUGGCCCGGCGCCAGCCUUCCAGGGCGAGUUGCAGGAACUGGAGAAGGGCUUGAUCUCGGUGAUCAACAGGUUUGAUCCCGUCCCACACCUCUCCCUGGAUGCGGCGCUACGCAUGGUCUUGGCCGCGGAGCGUUUGGAGGAAGCGGGGCUAUCUUGGCAACAGACGUUAUCGUUGGUGGUUGGCACCAGCGAAGUCUCGAGUCCCAAGUUCGAGGACUUGAUGGCAGACAUUCCUCAGACCAAGGCGCCCCUGCGCAUCCCCGGGGAAGCCAUUUGGCUGGUGGACGCCAUGGCCGGGCGCCAGAUCCUGGCGGUCGACCUCUGCGACGCGGAGAACCUGCAACGCUUCAGCCAGGAACUGCCGGAGAUUUCUGUGGCGCAGUCGGCCUUGGACCAUGUGAUGUCCACCUAUGUGUACAACAUGGACAAGGCAGUGAGACGUUUGGAGGGGACGGAGUGA
Molecule: messenger RNA, 2964 nt
Organism: Cladocopium goreaui
Lineage: Eukaryota; Dinophyceae; Suessiales; Symbiodiniaceae
Source: the annotation of a GenBank genome assembly